Molecule: messenger RNA, 1571 nt
Organism: Ectocarpus siliculosus
Lineage: Eukaryota; Phaeophyceae; Ectocarpales; Ectocarpaceae
Source: the annotation of a GenBank genome assembly
AAUUCCGCAGAGCUAGAGGCGGAGUGGACACAACUGACAACCGAAGUCCGCGCGGGCAAGAUCGGUCCAAGUUCGAAGUGGUGGCAGCAUCCGUAUCUUCAUAAUCAUCGAUGGAUGACCAGUACGACGAGCAGGCGCAGACGCCCGCUGACAGCGACAAGGGUGCCGCCGCUGCGGUUGAUGCUACUACUGCUGCCGCCUCGUCAUCUUUGUUGAAGUGGUCCGACAAACAGUUCCACAUCCUCACCGGUGGCGGCGUCUCUUCCAAGUGGUAUCGAGGACCUCGCUUCCCGUUCUCCCAGGAGGAGCUGCCGCACUUUCACAAGGCAAGGGCGACCACCCACGAGGCCUUCUCGCUGUGGCAUAACCAGGGGACUGGAUGUGGAGCAGAGAUUGCUGGGGCGUGGAAGCGGCCGCUGUUUGUGGGAGGCUGGACACAUUCGGAUGAUGCGGCGGAACCUGCGUCACGCUCCUCAUCUUCACCGCCCAUUGGACAGGAGGGCGAGACCACCUUCAACCUUCAGACUCCUUCCGUCUUCAUCGACAUCAGGGUGCCCAAGGCAGCGGCUGCGCUGCUGGGACACCACCGGAGUUUCCACACCAUGACGGACUUCGAGCUGCGGCUGUUUGCCCGAAGACACGCCUUCGCCGGCUACACCCGGGUGGAACCUGUGGCAUCCCCUUGGGUUGAUGGGGCCAGCCUUCGCCGGGGCGGCGGAGAAGAGCAGGGAGCCAAAGAGCAUGGGCGCCUGGAAGGGUCGGUGGCAACUCGUCAUCACUGCAUCGACUGGAACUAUGUUGGAGAAGCGCGGCCGAGGCCCAACAAGUGGAGGGUGGAGAUGGGGCCCGGAGGGGAUGUUUGGAAGGAGUGGGGGUUCGCUAAGGACGCUUUUGAUCAGCACGUGUACAUGGAGAGGUGGGAGAGACUCCCGGGGGGUCGAGGGCCGUACUUCGCGCUUCGAAGACGCCCUUCGAGCGCUCCCGACGCUCUCCUCGUGGUGUGCGGGGAUCACUUCGGCCUUAUUGUGGACCGGGAUUCCGGUUUGAUGGAGGCAGGGGGCAGCAGCCGCGGAGGCAAGGGCGGGUUGGUCGGUCGGGUGGACGACGCGAUCGCACGAGGGGAUCGGCGGAGGGCACUCGAGCUUCUGUCGCUGGAGGCUUCGCAUGGAAGGGUCAGUGCACAAAAAGGACGUUUGCCUUGGACGGUAAACUGCUCCCUCCACCCCUGGCUGGAGAACCGACGACCGUUCUUGGGAUCGGUUCUCACGAUCGCGCCGGACAGCCUGUCUGCCGACUGGGUGGGCGUGAAAAGCGCAGGAGGCAGCGAUGAUGGUGUUCCGAGGCACCUCGGGUGGAACGGAGCUCGGCUGGAUGGCACCUGGGACGUAGUCGAGAGCACCAUGUCGCUGCCACCGCCUUCGCGCUCACCAUCUUCCAGAGGAUUGCCGCACGUGGCGUUCAGGGCUUUGUUUGCGGAGUCUGGAGCAGAAGUUUUGAUGGGAGGGGGAGAGACACCUCGAAAAGACGAAGGGGGCACCUGCUCUCUUCGAGCAAAGUUGUCUCAGUUGUAG